AAUAGAACGCACCCACGAACCACGCUAGUUGUUUGUUUCUGUUGUUGGUACUGAUUCGAAGGGCAUCCAAAUCCUUGCAGUUUAUGUAAUUCUUCGGUGUUCAUUAUAGCAAUCUGCCAUGUCCAGGAGAGAUAUUAGAGAUCGUGAUCAUCGGCGGUCACAAACCCGCAGUCGUUCACGCAGUAGGAGUAGGAGCAGAUCACCCAGAGGAGGAAGAGACUACUCGCCUCGUCAAGGCAUGUCUGAUUUGACAAAUGACCCUAACACAGUAAAUGCACGUAUAUUUGUUGGAAGUAUUAGUGCUAAUAUGACAAGAGAAAAGUUGAAAGAAUAUUUUUCGCAGUAUGGAAAAGUUAUCGGAGUGUCAAUUACUAGAACAAAGUUUGGAUUUGUGCAGUUUUCAAAAGAAGAAGAGGCCAUGAACUGUUUACGGGCAGGAUCAACAGCCUAUAUAAAUGGCCAGAGAGUUGAUGUGAAGCCUGCCAAAAUUGGUGGUGGUGGUGGUCCAGGAGGUAUGGGUGUAGGACCUAUGCCACCCUCUGUGGGUUUGAGGAGGAGCCAUUACGAGAAUGAAAGAGGAAGGUCUCCUUCUGUGGGGAGGGCCGUAGAUGAUUACUAUGAAUAUUACAGUCGAGGAGCCCCAGAAGAACGUCCUCGUGACCCAUAUGAUGCGUAUGACGACUAUUAUCGUUCUUACUAUGAUAGAUAUGAUGACUAUCACCGUAGUCGUACGUCUGAGAGUGAAACUCAUACUCCGAGAAAUUACCACAGUUAUCAAGAACCUCUUGAUCCACUGGACCCCAGCAGGCCUAAUGAUGUGGAGAUAGUAGUGCCAAAUAAAAUGCAAAGAGAUUAUGCUGAGAGUAUUGAGGCACAGUUGAAGUCAUUCAAUCUCCUUGUGGAUCUCCUUUUUCCACCACCUGACAUACCCCCUUCUCAAGUCUUAGUUGAUCUCUCCAGAAGAAAUACAUUAUACGCCAUAUUUGUCACUUCCGACAAUGAAAGCCACCGCUCCUUGACCUUGAAUAUUUUGCAUGGCACUCCACAAG
This is a messenger RNA of Macrobrachium nipponense, 1049 nucleotides long. RefSeq names its product nuclear receptor coactivator 5-like (gene Neos). Gene Ontology annotation, molecular function: RNA binding. The record is from RefSeq and is a predicted model, not a curated record. NCBI's taxonomy places the organism in Eukaryota, Metazoa, Arthropoda, Malacostraca, Decapoda, Palaemonidae.